Molecule: messenger RNA, 2904 nt
Organism: Stereum hirsutum FP-91666 SS1
Lineage: Eukaryota; Fungi; Basidiomycota; Agaricomycetes; Russulales; Stereaceae
Exons: 6
Coding region: 1-2808 (935 amino acids)
Source: RefSeq, a predicted model, not a curated record
AUGGUCCUACAUCAAGUCUGUUCACAAACCUUCGGAAACCUGGAUCCAUUGAAAUACGAGAUAUUGGCAGAAGGCCCUCAAACGAAAAAAGCUUGUAUCCUCACCAUCUCUCGUCCAAAUGGAUCUUCCCGCUCUUACACUUGCAACGCGGAAUUCUCUCGUAAGGCAGAAGCCAAAGCUGCUGUAGCGUCCGCGGCAAUAGACCUGGGUGCUCUCGAUUUUAUCAGAGAAGGAGCUCCAGACCACGCCAGCAUAAAGAGAGGUCUCAUUCUUGCCCCUCUGGAUGCGCCGAGCACUCUUGAUCAUGAGACUUCUCUUGAGGGAGAAGUCCGCCAAGAUGCUGAGACUCAUGUAGCAGUGAAGCAGAUAGAGGAUUGUGCUAAGGAAUGGCGUGCUGGUCGCGUGAAGCCUUAUUGGGUUGAGCUCUCGGAACAGAAGCUUGUAGGAAGCAAGUUGGAAUUUCUCCGAGGUUGCGCAUUGCGCAUCCAGCUUUCACCUCACUCGGUGAAAGUAUUCUCGACCCCUAUCCAAUACGGCGAGUACGCAGACGCCAAAAUAGCCUGUGCUCUAGAAGCGAUCAAACAGGGUGUCCUGGAGUUCAUCAUGCACGGGAAUGGUCAGACACGCCCGGCUGACGCGAAUCCGCUUCUCGAGCCGGACGAAGAACAAAACGCCUCCACAUCAUUAUCUGCCGCUGUCUCCCUCCAAGGCUUUUUCGAUUCUUUACCUCGACCUUUCCCUGAACCCAUCGAAGGCAAGACUGUGCAGGACAUCAACGCUCCGGCUUGGCUACACGGACUCGUGCAAGCUGCGAGAGGUGCUCGCUUACGAUUGAAUUUUAUCUGGACUAUAGAACCCAAAUAUGGCUUGCAUGGUGCUGUGCUCCGCGUCGAGAGCCCUCAUGAUUGCAAGACAUUUAUGGUCGACCCAGGUUUUCCGAAACGCGUGGACGCCAAAACUGCCGUUUGUCUUCUCGCCAUGUCCCAAGGCGUCGGGAAACACAUUCGCCAACUUGGCGAAGAAGUCGGCAGUAAGAUCACACCUGAGAUGAGACAAGACGCACAAUCUAUCAUACCUCUUCUCACCGCCGAAUAUAUGAAGAUCUGGCCCGAAAAAUGUCCCGACCCGUAUUCAUACUCGAGAGAGCAGGACGCCAUAGGAUGCACCUUAACACUCCGCCUCUCGGAAGACGAACAUCGCUCAUGGACAGUGCAGCCAGAAUAUAGAAAAAAUAACGACGCCAAAAUCGCCGUCGCCAUAUCAGCUUUUCAAGAGGGCGCCAUCGAGUAUCUACGCUUCCGAGGCCAGUCACCGCCUCCCGGAUACGUCGUUCAAUUGCCGUCGAGAGUGGGUAAUGCAGACGGUGGUACGAACGAGGUAACCGGGAAGAAGCGUAAGGCUCCCGGAGAUUUCAAUGAUUCCGCGCAGAAUAAGCGACAAAAGGGAGAUUCUCGCGGCCAUUCCUCUCGUUCGCCCACAAACCACCGUGACUUUAAAAAGUCGAAAUACGACAGACGUGUUGGCGGGAAAGGCGCUUGGAGCAGGCCCAACCAUGCCGGUCCUCCCUCAGGUAGUCGUGCGUCUGGUUCUUGGAACAGAGAUACGCGACGACCUGACUGGGGACCCGCACACGGUGGCCCUGGGUUCGGUCAAUAUGAUUCUCGUCCGGGACCGUCGGGUGGUUUGAACGGCGACACUAUUCCCUAUGUGCCUAAGCCCUAUGGUGGCUUGCCUCCCCCUCCCCCUCCCGCUCUUCCGGCACACCUGCCUCAUCCUCCUCAUCUUGCUGUCCAGACUUCGAAAGAAGACACUCGUGCUCCGCCACCCAAGGCAGACCCACCGCGAAACGAAAGAUCAGAGCGUAUUUGGGAGCCUGGUCCACAUGCUUCUGUUCCGCCGCGUCCACAUCAGCCUUCGAAAGGCCAGCGUGGGCCUGAGACUAAACAGGGCCCUGCAUCUACCCCGCACAUGUAUCAAACUGCGUCGACGAGGGAGCAGAAGAGGGACCACUCGCAGCAUUAUAAUGAAAAACAGCAGCAGCAGCAGCGGACCUCUUCUUCCCGCCUCCCCGAUGGUCCCCGUCGGAGUGUAGUUCCCUCGAAGCCUGUUGUCAUUUCCUCUACUCCAUCGACGAAAUCGAUGCCUGCUUCAAAAGCAUUAACUCAUACCGUUCCUGCCUCAAAAUCAAUGACUCCAGUCGUGUCCACGUCUAAAGCCGUCCCUCCUAGUGCUCCUCCGGUUGUAAGACAGCCCAUCGCUCCACGGCCUGUUAUGAAAGCUUCUGUGCCUCAUACCACACAUUCGGUAACCCAGGAGGCUGCAAAGAAUAAUUCGGCUCCGCCCGUCGCGUCUACCAGCGCGCCCUCAGUCCCAGGGGCAGUUCGACCUAAGCAGAGGACGAUCGCUGCGCCGAGGGUCUCUGUACGUCCAGGGACAUCUUCUGCAGACCGGCCCACUGCGACGAAACCCUCGGCGCCACAAGCGGUGUCUACUAGCGCGCCCUCAGCGACAGUUCCACCCGCGAAGGUGACGGCCACACCUAUACCAUCUCAGGCAAAGACCUCGUCAUUCAGAUCCGCUCUCCUUGAAUACUGCUCGAAGAACAGCCAAGCGCAGCCUCAAUUCUUCAGUGCGGAAGAUACUGGUAAGGCAGAUGGUGGGAGCAAGCAGUACAAACUCUGGGCCGUCAUGGGCAAGGAGAAGAUGGAGCUGCCGAAGACGUUUCCGAAUGUUGCGGAGGGCCACGAGCGGUUGGCGAAGCAGAUUUUGAAAAGGAUGCAUGCGCAGAGUCAGAAGCCCAAGGCUUAGGCUUGAUGGAAGGAAGGGAUCUCGAGUUUAUCCUCUAUACUUUGUUUCGACGUUUUCUUGGAUGCUGUCUUCGCCAGCAGUACUCUUGCUUUGAAC